AUGUGUUUUGCUACACAAAUCCUCCACAUUUUGCGUAAAUCGUCUCAAUUUAUAAAACGAAUUUUAUUUCUCGCAAUCCCUACUCAUCCCUCACAACACUCCACCACCUGCAACCUCUUAGCUGUCAACAAGGAACAAAGCGGCGUCAUUUCAGUCCUGAGGACACCGUUUUUCCAGAAGCUUCCUUUGCGCGACUUGUACUGUCGGAUCUUUACGGCUCCUGAAUUGACGUCCUCGGUGGUUCCAAUCUUCGAGAGGUGGAUUAGGGAUGGCGGAACUGUUAACUACAACAGACUUCUAUCUGUUAUCAGGAAACUCAGAUCACGCAGAAGAUAUAGAAACCACCGUCGAGGUGUCGUCGUGGAUGUUGGAGAAAGGAAGAAGCAGAACAUUCCAAAGUACUUAAGAACUGGAGAAUGUUACAGCUCUCUUCUUAAUUGCUAUGCCCGGGAUGUGGAUAGAGCAGAAAGCAUCAUGGAGAAGAUGAGAGCUUUGGGUUUUGCAAGGUCGAUUUUGUCAAGAAAUGUUUUGCUUAAUCUCUACUAUCAAACACAGAACUAUGACAAAUUGGAAAAUUUGAUAUGUGAAAUGCAAGAAGAGGGUAUUAAUUUCAAUAGCUAUACAUUUGGUACCCUGAUUAGUGCUUACGCUGCCACUUCUAAAACGGAGGGAAUUGGCAAGCUUCUGGCACAGUUAGAACAUAAUCGGAUUCGGUACUGGCAUUUAGAUUGGACUGUUUAUGCUAUUGCAGCCAAUUGUUAUAGGAAACAAGGACUCUCUGAUAAAGCUUUUAAUGUCUUAAAGAAAUCAGAGAGGCUCAUAAGUCAUAACUAACAAAAAGAGGAGGGUGGCCCUUACUUUCCUUAUGCUUCGAUUUUGUUGCUUGGACGUAAAUUUGCCAUCCAAUACCUCGAGUUGUAGUGAUUAGGUUUAUAGUUACUAUGUUGAUAUUCAGCGGUUCUAUGAAGAUGUUUUCGUACUCA
This is a messenger RNA of Arachis ipaensis, 983 nucleotides long. The record is from RefSeq and is a predicted model, not a curated record. Lineage: Eukaryota; Viridiplantae; Streptophyta; Magnoliopsida; Fabales; Fabaceae.